AUGGCACUGACUGCUCCUUCGUCUUCGUCCGCACCUUCGAAGCGCACAAAGCCCCCUCGUAGGCUCAUGAUGGAGAAGAAAGCCGCCAUCAUUAAACAAGUCCAAAGCGCUCGGUCGCAGACAGAGGUGGGGAGGGAGUUCGGAAUUUCGAAGCAAACUGUAUUGGACUUCAUCAAAAACAAGGCAAAGAUCUUGGAAGUGGCUGCCAAAUCAACCGGGGCUAAAAAGAAGAAUGCGAGUCACGGUGUUUACCUGCAGCUCGAGGAAGCGCUCCUCGUGUGGCUCAGUGCCAUGAUCGCUAAGAAAAUCCCGGUGUCAGGCAAAAUCCUGAAGCAGAAGGCGGAGGUUUUCGCGCUUCAGAUGAACGUGAAGGACUUCAAGUUCAGCGACGGAUGGCUUCGAAAUUUCAAGAGCUGCAAUGACUUGAAGUUCAAGAAGAUGUGCGGAGAAAGCGGCGCCGUCGACGAUUCCGUUGUCGCCGAAUAUCGGGAUGGAAAGCUGCAGUCCUUGCUUCAGCAGUUUCCACCUAAUGAUAUUUUCAACUGCGACGAAACUGGACUGUUUUACAAGCUGCUGCCAGAGAAAACGCUUGCAUUUGCUGGUGACCCCUGCCACGGCGGCAAGCACAGCAAGGAGCGGCUCACUGUCCUCGUUGGCAGCAACAUGUCAGGCAGCGAGAAGCUUCCGUUACUUGUAAUAGGCAAGUCGAAGCAUCCAAGAUGUUUCAAGGGGGCAGUAACUCUGCCUGUUCUCUAUGAAGCUAACAAGAAGGCGUGGGUAACGCAGCAGCUAUUCGAAGCGUACGUGCGCAAGCUGGACAGAAGGUUCGAGCAGCAAAAUCGAAGAAUUCUGCUGUUUGUGGAUAACUGCGCUGCGCAUGGCCACAUCAAGGACCUAAAGGCUGUACAGAUUGAAUUUCUGCCGCCGAACACCACAGCAAUCCUGCAGCCGAUGGACCAAGGCGCGAUUCGUAACUUGAAGCAUCAUUACAAAUCACGCGUGCUCAGCCGCAUGGUGCUCUGCUCCGACAGCGGGAAAAGCUACGCUGUCAACCUCAGGUCUGCCGUCGGCAUGCUAGCGGAAUCGUGGAAGGCGGUUACGCAAGAGACUCUGCGGAACUGUUUUCGCCACGCGGGCUUCACACUCGACGCCGAGACGGCUGUCUCUCCCCAAGUGGACAGCCCAAGCCCGAAGUGGGUGGGCGUCAACCUUCAGACGCCGGAGCCGUUCGACUUCGGCAACGCGGGGACCUCGCCGACGUGGAAAAGUCGCUUCGAGGACUACGCAGCCAUCUCGGGUCUCAAAAAUGCACCGGAGGAAACACAGGCCCCUGAGGCAUCACUUCAAGCUGACUUGUUCCGCGGACUUGGCACUCUCAAGGAGGAAUAUCGAAUCCGCUUGAAGCCUGGUGCUACACCAUUUUCCCUCAGCGUGCCUUGUCGCAUUCCCAUUCCGCUACACGAAACCGUGAGGCGCGAGCUCAACAAGCUCGAAAGUGACGGAGUGAUUCGCCGCGUCGACAAUCCAACGCCGUGGUGUUCUGGACUGGUAGUGUUCCUAAAGCGUCAGGAGAUUACCGCCUUUGUGUUGACUUAA
Messenger RNA from Rhipicephalus sanguineus (brown dog tick), 1596 nucleotides. RefSeq names its product tigger transposable element-derived protein 4-like. Gene Ontology annotation, cellular component: nucleus. Gene Ontology annotation, molecular function: DNA binding. The transcript has 3 exons. Bases 1 to 1596 code for a protein of 531 amino acids. The record is from RefSeq and is a predicted model, not a curated record. Lineage: Eukaryota; Metazoa; Arthropoda; Arachnida; Ixodida; Ixodidae.